Messenger RNA from Populus nigra (black poplar), 5541 nucleotides. RefSeq names its product lysine-specific demethylase REF6. NCBI's taxonomy places the organism in Eukaryota, Viridiplantae, Streptophyta, Magnoliopsida, Malpighiales, Salicaceae. Gene Ontology annotation, biological process: chromatin remodeling. Bases 329 to 5305 code for a protein of 1658 amino acids. The transcript is spliced from 7 exons. The record is from RefSeq and is a predicted model, not a curated record. Gene Ontology annotation, molecular function: histone H3K4me/H3K4me2/H3K4me3 demethylase activity. Gene Ontology annotation, cellular component: nucleus.
CUUACCCCUCUCCUCUGCCCUCCGUUGGCAUUUUCACCUCCCUCUUCCACUCCCUGUAAUAAAUUAUUCCUAACAAAAACAGGCCAAAACCCCAAAAUACCAAAAAAGGACAAAAACAUAUAUAAAAAAGAAAGAAAGUAAAAAAACCCAUCCCAAAACACAAAAACACCAUUAAAACAUAGAUGAAGCACAGACUGGGAAUCUAACCACCACCUCCUCUCCUUCUCUCUCCUUCUCUCUCUCUUUCUCUUCCAAGUCCAUACCACAAUGGACUUCAUUUGAGAGAAGAAGAAAGACCCACAGAAAAAGUUUCGUCUUUUUGUAUUUAAUGGCAGCUCCAAGUGGGUUAAGUUUAGACCCACCACAACCUCCAACAACUACAGAAGUAUGUCAAUGGCUAAAGAACUUACCUUUAGCACCUGAAUACCGUCCAACACUAUCUGAAUUCCAAGAUCCAAUUGCUUACAUUUUCAAAAUUGAAAAAGAAGCUUCCCAAUAUGGAAUCUGCAAAAUUAUCCCUCCUGUCUUACCCUCUGCUAAAAAAACCACUCUUUCUAAUCUCAACCGCUCUCUCUGCGCCCGUAACGGUGGUUCCUCCGCCCCCACAUUCACCACACGACAGCAGCAGAUCGGAUUUUGCCCCAGGAAACCCCGCCCUGUUCAAAAACCCGUGUGGCAGAGCGGGGAGACCUACACAUUUCAAGAAUUUGAAACCAAGGCUAGAACCUUUGAGAAGAAUUACUUGAAGAAGUUCUCUAAGAAGGGAGCUCUUUCUCCAUUAGAAAUUGAAACCCUUUAUUGGAAAGCUACUUUAGAUAAGCCUUUUUCUGUAGAAUAUGCGAAUGAUAUGCCUGGUUCUGCGUUUUCUCCGAGGAAAAAGGAGGGACAAGGAGGGGUUGCUGGGGAGGGAAUGAGUGUGGGGGAUACUGAGUGGAAUAUGAGGGGAGUUUCAAGGGCAAAAGGGUCCUUGUUGAGGUUUAUGAAGGAGGAAAUACCUGGGGUUACUUCGCCUAUGGUUUAUGUUGGGAUGAUGUUUAGUUGGUUUGCUUGGCAUGUUGAGGAUCAUGAUUUGCAUAGCUUAAAUUAUAUGCAUAUGGGUGCUGGGAAGACUUGGUAUGGUGUGCCUAGAGAGGCUGCUGUUGCAUUUGAGGAAGUUGUUAGGGUUCAUGGGUAUGGCGGAGAGAUUAAUCCUCUUGUUACAUUUGCUGUUCUUGGUGAGAAGACGACAGUAAUGUCACCUGAAGUAUUUAUCAGUGCAGGUGUACCAUGCUGCAGGUUAGUCCAAAAUGCUGGGGAAUUUGUGGUCACCUUCCCAAGAGCCUAUCAUUCAGGGUUCAGUCAUGGAUUCAAUUGUGGGGAGGCAGCCAAUAUUGCAACGCCUGAAUGGUUGAUGGUUGCUAAAGAUGCUGCUAUUCGAAGAGCUUCAAUCAAUUACCCUCCUAUGGUGUCUCAUUUCCAGUUACUUUAUGAUCUUGCACUCGAAUUUUGUACAAGAAUACCCGUGAACAUCAGUGCUAAACCACGGAGUUCAAGACUGAAAGAUAAGCAAAAGGGUGAAGGAGAAAUGCUGGUUAAAGAGCAAUUUGUGAAAAAUAUGAUACAGAAUAAUGACCUGCUUCAUAUUCUUGGAAAAGGAUCUUCAGUGGUGCUUCUUCCACGAGGUUCUUCAGACAUUUCUGUUUGUUCAAAAUUACGAGUUGGAUCCCAGUUAAGAGACAACCCCACCCUUGGAUUAUGCAGCCAGAAGGAUGUUAUGAAAUCCUCAAAAAGCUCAGGUUCUGGUGACAUCUUGCAGGACAAGAACCAGGAAAUCAAUCAAGUGAAAGGCAUCUUUUCAGUGAAAGCAAAGUUUGCUUCUUUGUGUGAAAGGAAUAGAUUUUCCACAUUAAAUGGAAAUGAAUGCUCACAGAGUAUGAACACAGGCACUGAAAGAGGUCGUUCCAUUCAUGGUGAUAAGUUGUCAGACCAGAGACUGUUUUCAUGCGUCACAUGUGGGAUAUUGAGCUUUGAUUGCCUUGCCAUCAUUCAACCAAAGGAAGCAGCUUCUAGAUACCUCAUGUCAGCUGAUUGCAGCUUCUUUAAUGAUUGGGCCGUUGGUUCUGGAGUAACUAGGGAUGUUUUUGCUGUUGCUGGUGGGAUUGCAAACAUUUCUGAGCAGAAUUCCUCAAGGUGGGUGGAAAAGAAUACCGCGGCUGGUUUUUAUGACGUCCCUGUUCAAUCUCCUAAUUACCAAAUUCAGAUGGCAGAUCAAGGUGUUGAAGUGGCUUCCAGCUCUGCAAAACAGUUAGAGGCUUCUGCUCUUGGCCUGUUAGCUUUGAAUUAUGGAAAUUCUUCUGACUCUGAGGAAGAUCAGGUUGAAGCAGAUCUAUCUCACCAUGAUGAAAUUAACAUGACAAACUGUCCAUUAGAAAACAAAUAUCAGUGUCAGAGUUCUGCCUUCCCUUCUUACAAGCAGAAGGACUAUGAUGCUGCAACCGGUGGUCUCCCUCAAUCUCCAUCAAGACUUGAUGAGCGGGAUGAUGUUCCUCUCAAAGCUAAUGAUAUGAAUCCAGAACAUGGAGAUAGACGAGAUGAUUUCAAGGAUAAAACUGAUGAGUGUUCUUUUGGCUUCCCAACCGGUAACCUUGCUUCAAUUGAAUCAAACAGUUUGGAUGGUAGAUACAGAGAUCCGAUGUCAAUGUCACACGUGUCUUUAAAUUGUUCCCCAAUUGUCCAUGAUAUUGAAAAAACAAAGUUCAACAGGCCUAUUGCACCAAUAGAGAAUCCAGACAUGCCAUUUACCCAAAGAUCUGACAAAGAUUCUUCAUGCAUGCAUGUGUUCUGUCUUGAGCAUGCUGUAGAAAUAGAACAGCAACUUCGUCAAAUUGGUGGAGUACAUAUAUUGCUUCUCUGUCAUCCAGAGUAUCCCAGGAUUGAAGGGGAGGCAAAGUUAGUGUCAGAAGAACUGGGGAUUGAUCAUCUAUGGAAUGACAUCACUUUCAGGGAUGCUGCCAAAGAGGACGAGGAGAGGAUCCAGUCAGCUUUGGAUAGUGAGGAAGCCAUACCAGGGAGUGGGGACUGGGCUGUAAAGUUGGGGAUCAAUCUCUUUUUCAGUGCCAACCUCAGCCGAUCUCCUUUUUAUAGUAAGCAGAUGCCAUACAAUUCUGUUAUAUACAAUGCGUUUGGUCUUGCUUCUUCAGUUAGCUCGACCCCAAAAUUCAAGGUGUAUGGAAGGAGGUCUGGCAAGCCAAAAAAAGUUGUGGCUGGGAAAUGGUGUGGAAAAGUUUGGAUGUCAAAUCAAGUUCAUCCCUUUCUAGUGAUAAGUGAUCGUGUGGAUCAAGAUCAUGAACAAGAACAAGAUAGAAGCUUCCAUGCUUCGGCAACACCAGAUGAAAAGCUUGAGAAAAAACCACAAACCAGCAACAAAACUGAAACCACUAGAAAAUCUGGGAGGAAGAGGAAAAUAACAGCAGGGAGUCGAUCGAUUAAGAAAGUAAAGUUUCUGGAAGCAGAAGAACCGGAUUCAGAAGACUCGAUGGGGGAUAAUUGUCAUAGGCAGCGUGUGAGGUGCGGGCGCAAAUGGGCCAAAUCUGUUGAGAGUGAUGAUGCAGUUUCAGAUGAUCCAUUAGCAGAGCAUGUUCGUCAGCAGUAUAGGAGAAUGCGUAGAAGCAAGCAAGCCAAAUCUAUCAAGAGGGAAAAUACUGUUUCUUAUGCGUCAGUGGAGAACAAGUUUCAAAAGCAGCUUAAGAGAGCUCACAGGAGUGACCGAGCCAAAUUUUUUGAGAGACAAUCUGCAGCUUCUGAUAACUCACUGGAUGAUAAUAGUGAUCAGUGGCAUGAGAGAGCUCCAAGAAGCACACGAGCAAAAUAUACUGAGAGUGAAGAUGCAUUUUCAGAUGAUUCACCAGAGGAGAGUUCUCCUUGGCUACAUGGGAGGGUUCCUAAGAGCAAACAAUUGAAAUAUAUUGACAAGGAAGGUGCGAUUUCAGAUGAUUCAUUGGAGAGUGGCUCUCAUCAGCACAACAGGAGGGUAUCUAGAGGCAAGCGAGCCCAACUUAUUAAAAGGAACGAUGUGGUUUCUGAUGAUUCAUUGGAUGAAAGUGCAUAUCAGCGGCUCCCGAGAUUUUCUAGAAGCAAGCUAGCCAAAUUAAUUGAGAGGGAAAAUGCAGUUUCAGAUGAUUCAUUGGACGACAAUAUCCACCAGCAUCAUGGAAGGGUUCUUAAAAGCAAGCAAGCCAAAUUUGUUGAAGGGGAAGAUGCAAUUUCAGAUGAUUCUCAUGAGGACAAUACUGACUGGCAGUGCAAAAGAAUUCCUAGAAGCAAAAUGGCCAAAUUUGUUGAGAGUGAAGAUGCAGCUUCAGAUGAUCUGCAGGAGGAUGAUACCCAUGAGCAUCGCAGAAGAAUUCCAAAAAGCAAAAAGACGAACUUUAUUGAGAGGGAAGUUGUAAUUUCUGAUGAUCUGUGGGAGAAUAAUACUCAUCGGCACCCUAGGAAGGCUCCUAGAAGCAAGCAAGCCAGAUUUAUUGAGAGGGAAGAUCUUGUUUCAGAUGACUUGCUGGAGGAUAAUUCUGAUCAGCAGCAGAAGAGGAUUCUUCGAAGCAAGCAGAAGAAAUCUGCAACACUUUGCCAAAUGAAACAAGGGACUCGGAAACCAAAGCACAUUGCCCCCAAGAUGAUAAAAAAAGAAACCCUGAAAUUAAUAAAACAAGAGAGGCAAAUAAAGCAAGAGACUCCUCAGCAACGUAUUGGUAAAAGUGAGCUGAAUGCUAGGCAGUUUGAUUCACAUUCUGAAGAGGGGGUAGAAGGUGGACCUAGCACGCGCCUUAGGAAAAGACCCUCAAAGCCUCCAAAACAGUUGGAAACAAAGCUGAAAGAAAAGCAACAAAACAGUAGGAAAAAACUGAAGGAUGCUUCAGCAGUGAAGGCUCCAGUUGGCAGAAAGAAUGUUAAAAUAAAAGAUGAGGAAGCAGAAUAUCAGUGUGACAUUGACGGGUGCACAAUGAGUUUUGGAUCAAAACAAGAGCUUGCAAUGCACAAAAGAAACAUUUGUCCAGUCAAGGGGUGUGGAAAGAAGUUCUUCUCACACAAAUAUUUAGUGCAGCAUCGCCGAGUCCACAUAGAUGACCGCCCUCUCAAGUGCCCUUGGAAGGGAUGCAAGAUGACGUUCAAGUGGGCAUGGGCCCGGACAGAACAUAUCAGGGUUCACACAGGUGCGCGUCCAUAUGUGUGUGCUGAGGAAGGCUGUGGACAAACAUUCAGAUUUGUGUCAGAUUUCAGUCGUCACAAGCGUAAGACUGGUCAUUCGGCAAAGAAAAGCAGGGGGUAAUAUAAAGAACAAAUGUAAUUUAACAUUGCUAAUGAAAUUGUUCAUUUGACAGGGUAGGGCUAGGUUUAAAAGAUAGAGAUUAGAGUUUCCCUGUAAUUGUCAUUGAGAGUAACAAUUAAUUCUCUUCACCAGGGGUUUAAGUGGCCUUCCAUUUACUGCAACCUGAGCAGUUGCUUGGAUAUUGAAACAGAUUAAUCUCCAAUCAUUGCCAAAUGCCAAUUCUUGUUUCUAUUUAA